AUGGCUCCUCAGAGCAUUAACCCUCCCGCUCUACCUCCUACGGUCGAAGAAGCCUAUCGACGUAAAUGUAUCCAACUGAAGGAGCGCACCAAAGAGAUUGAAGAUGAGACAAAGGCCUAUCAGUUGCGAUUGACCCGACUCCAGCGUCAAGUCCAAAAACUACGCCUCGAGCGCGCAUUCCUCCUCGAGCAGGUCGCCAAGCGCACGAGCACUAAUGUAGAGGAUUCCGAAGGCAGCCCUAGUCCUCCACCGACUCCGAAGGACAAACCGCUCAGAACUAAGCGUGGGCAUAGGAAGCCGUCCCUGCUUCCCAUCUCUGAGCCGGGCGCCGGACCCAGCGCGACUUUCAUCAAUCAGAACUUAGCGACGCUCUCGCCGAGCUCCGAUGCCUAUUCACACUCUCAGCUCGACCACGGCCGUCUUAAUGGUAUUGCCAAGCGACCUAAACGACCUAGCAACGCCUUCGAGAUCUACUGCAACGACACCCGACCCGUUCUCCAAGCCCAACACAAGGAAAAGAUUGCAGCGGGAGAGUUCCGUCUUGAAGAGGAGCUCGCACGAGGCUGGAAGGACCUACCAGAAAAAGAAAAGGAAGAGUUUCAAGUCAGAUAUGAGCAGGAGCUGGCCCAAUACAAGGAGGCCGUUGAAGAGUAUAAGCGCGAAGCGAAAAAUGCUGCGCGUGAGCGCUCGCGUAACAGGGAUAGAGAUCACUUUGGCAGCAUCUCUAGCAGCAGACGUGGUGGUGGAGGUGGUCGUUCGGCCCGCUUCGAAGAGGUCCAGGAUGAAGAAGGAGACGAAGAUCAGGAUGUUGAGAUGGCAGAUCCCGGCGACCACGAGCCUACAGGCGAUCAGGAUACGGACCCAGAGACCGAGGUUGACGAGAACGACGGCGCUGUAGACGAUUAG
Daldinia childiae is the source of this 906-nucleotide messenger RNA. Its product is annotated as putative hmg box protein. The record is from RefSeq and is a predicted model, not a curated record. The transcript has 3 exons. NCBI's taxonomy places the organism in Eukaryota, Fungi, Ascomycota, Sordariomycetes, Xylariales, Hypoxylaceae. Gene Ontology annotation, molecular function: DNA binding, bending. Bases 1 to 906 code for a protein of 301 amino acids.